AUGGCCACCCACCGCAUCGUCAUUCGGUUGGACGCGUCUCCAUUACGUGGUCGCCUCGCAUGCUGUCACUCUGCUCAGCGCACCUACAUCACUUGGCCGCCCAACACGUCGUCACUCGGCUGGACGCGUGUACAUCACGUGGCCGCCCUGCACGUCACGACUCUGCUGAGCGUGCCUACAUCACUUGGCAACCCAACACGUCAUCACUUCACUGACCAGCUUCGGCUGCUUCUGCGAACCCGUUUCCUCCCCCCCUUCCCUUCCACCACGCCAGCGGCAGUGCCAGUGCCAGUGCCAGUGCCGGUGGAUCCUCGCUCCGCCUCCGCUGCAGAGGUGACAGUGGGAUAUAAUGUGCGGCCCGGCGGUAGAAUUCUGCGCGACCUUGUAUUCCUGAGUUCUCUCAUCUCGGUUGGGUUCACUGGUUCCUUCUGCGCAACCUUGAAUUCGCCACCAGCCGCUUCUCAAAGGAGAAUGUGCUUGGAGAGGGUGGUUACGGAGUUGUGUAACGGCGCCGGUGUUGGCACCACGCCGCCCUUGAUGCUCCUGGAGCACUGCUCCGACGAGCGCGGCCUCUGCCUCAUCCACCUCCUGCUCAACUGCGCCGCCGCCGCGGCCUCCGGCCGGCUCGACGCCGCGCUCGAGCACAUCGCACUUCCGCGGGCUGCAUAA
Hordeum vulgare subsp. vulgare (domesticated barley) is the source of this 669-nucleotide messenger RNA. RefSeq lists its product as uncharacterized. The transcript has 3 exons. Lineage: Eukaryota; Viridiplantae; Streptophyta; Magnoliopsida; Poales; Poaceae. Bases 1 to 669 code for a protein of 222 amino acids. The record is from RefSeq and is a predicted model, not a curated record.